AAUCAAGUUUAUUUUGACAUUCCGAAGCGUUUGAGGUUAUGUGUAUUUUGAAACGUUUUGAUUAAAAUAAACUAUUUAAGAUUAUGUCAACAUUAGAAGAUACAAUAGGUUCUUUAGAACUUGAAGACGAUUCAAGUGAAGAAGAUGAGAUACAAAUUAAUUUUCCCGUAGCGAUGUGGGAUUUUAAUCAAUGCGACCCAAAAAAAUGUUCAGGGCGUAAAUUAGCACGUUUAGGACUAGUAAGACCGCUUAAAAUCAAACAACGUUUCCCGGGUUUAGUAUUAACACCAACAGCUGAAAAAUGCGUAAGCCCUGCAGAUAAAGACAUCCUAGAAUCUAAAGGAAUCGCUGUUGUUGAUUGUUCAUGGGCUAAAAUCGAUUCGACACCUCUUGGGGCGUUAAAACCUCAACAUGGACGUUUAUUACCAUUUUUAGUAGCCGCUAAUCCGAUAAAUUACGGACGUCCUUGUCAGUUGAGUUGUGUAGAAGCAAUUGCAGCUACUUUGUAUAUUAUUGGUUAUAAAAACGAAGCUAAACAUUAUUUGGAUAAAUUUUCUUGGGGACAUUCUUUCAUAGAACUCAAUAAAGAAUUGUUGGAUAUUUAUGCAGGGUGUAGUGAUAGUAAAUCUGUUGUUGAAGAACAAGGAAAAUAUUUAAAAAAGGAACAAGAACUUCAAUUAAAACGAAAAGAUGAAAGAGAUUUCCCACCAUCUUCUUCAAGCGAUGAUGAAAGUGAUGAAAAAACUUAAAUUUAGCUUUCAAUUAAUAAAUAAAAAACAAACUAUGUUUUAAAUUAUAAAUCUCAUU
Molecule: messenger RNA, 807 nt
Organism: Onthophagus taurus
Lineage: Eukaryota; Metazoa; Arthropoda; Insecta; Coleoptera; Scarabaeidae
Biological process (GO): maturation of SSU-rRNA
Molecular function (GO): rRNA small subunit aminocarboxypropyltransferase activity
Source: RefSeq, a predicted model, not a curated record